This is a messenger RNA of Betta splendens (Siamese fighting fish), 993 nucleotides long. RefSeq names its product L-rhamnose-binding lectin SML-like. Gene Ontology annotation, molecular function: carbohydrate binding. The transcript is spliced from 9 exons. The record is from RefSeq and is a predicted model, not a curated record. The coding region runs from base 99 to 803 and encodes 234 amino acids. Lineage: Eukaryota; Metazoa; Chordata; Actinopteri; Anabantiformes; Osphronemidae.
AGUGAAACCCCACGGCUGUUCAGUGGCUUCAUUCUUCAUGCAGCUGGUCUUCAGGUUUCCCUCCAGAGCGUGAGCAGAACCACAUCAGAUCUUCAGCAAUGUUGUGCUUCCUCCUCACAAUGACAUUGGCGGCGACGUGUGUGAGCAGGGGCUCAGCCUCGCUGGUGAUUCCAUCCACGGUGACGGCCUUGUCCACUGAGAGAGUGAUCACCUGCGAUCACAGCUUCUACGUCCAACGCCUGAGCUGUGCGAGCGGAGUGAUCGUUGUGCAGUCGGCUGUGUAUGGACGCCUGGACAGCGAGAUCUGCAGUGAGGGCGUCCCUGCUUCCCAGCUUUCCAAUACGAAGUGCUCACAGCAGGGAUUACUGGACGUGCUCAAGAAAAGGUGUGAUGGAAAGUCACAGUGUGAAAUUAGCCCAAGUGUUGUUCGCGUUGAUGACCCUUGCUUUGGCAUCUACAAAUACGUGGACACCUCGUUUGCCUGCUUUCCAGCCAGACGCCGUGUGGUGUGUGAAUCGUCCGUCCUAGUCCUUUCCUGCGACGAAGGCCAGGUCCUGUUCGUGUACAGUGCCGACUACGGGCGCCGCGACGGCACCACAUGCUCCUUGGACCGUCCGCCUGAGCAGCUCAGAAACACCCAGUGCUCACAGCCUUCGAGCAGAGUUGCUGAAAGAUGUAACGGAAGACGCAGCUGUACAGUCACAGCAAACAACUCAGCGUUCGGGGACCCCUGCGUUGGCACCUACAAGUACCUGGAGGUGUUCUACACCUGCCGCGAUGCUGCGUUUUCACCAGCUGUUUGAAACCCCGCUGACAGAACAUCAGUGCUCGUCAAUGAAAGGAAGCACUGAAGUGGUCAAAGUGCAGACGCAACUCCUUCAGCUGAAGGCUUCAUCAUUGUGGCUUUUAUUACAUUCUUUUACUGCUUGUCUCUCUCUUUUUUCCUGCUGCACAAAUAAAUUCCAAUGGCAUCAACAGCACGAGUUCUGACAG